Molecule: messenger RNA, 520 nt
Organism: Drosophila santomea
Lineage: Eukaryota; Metazoa; Arthropoda; Insecta; Diptera; Drosophilidae
Exons: 2
Coding region: 7-342 (111 amino acids)
Source: RefSeq, a predicted model, not a curated record
UCGAUAAUGUCUCAGCUUAGUAACUCCUUUUGCAUCCUCUUCCUAACGAUCCAAUUGUCGGAUUUCGUCCUGCCAGCUCCUACUCCAAUUAUUCCUUCUGAUUCAUCCGAUGGCCUGGUGACUUUUAGGAUGAGUAUUGACAGAGAAUUCGAUCAAUUGCUGCCCGAACUUGAGCUGAAGUUGUUGCAGGCACAGCAGCAGGAAGAAAAUUUGGAAGUGGUGCGCAUGCAAUUGCUGCAGAUGAACUUACUCAAGUUGUUAAUCGGCUUGGAUUGCUUCAUCUUGUUGUGCCUUUGGUACUACGCCCGAGAAGAAAAGUAUAAUCCAGUGCAAAAAGUUUGACCACAUUUUCUGCCUGCCUUUAUCUCAUAGCUAAUAUAGUUUUUAAAAUGUAAUUAAUUCGUUGAAAAACAAAAACAAGUUCGAAGCAAAAAAAUACCAUUCUGUUAAUUAAUUUUCAAAAUGUUAUUGCUGGGAAUAUUUAGAUUAGCUUUUAAAUUGUAGUAAGGCCACCACCACC